AUGGCUGACGAUCUAAAAUCAUUCGACCCCGGAGUGGAGAAUAGUUGCAACAAAAACCAGAGUGCUGUACGACAAGAAGCCUCUAGUUCUACGGAAUAUCCAUGGCAAACAGAGUUGCAGAUAACUCAUGACCGCAGGAAAAUUAACGACAUUCUAGAGCGCAGAGGUGCAGAGAUUCGAAAUAUCUACGAGCAGAGCCAGAAUUCAGUAGAUGACUGCCACCUCCUUGAGAGAGAAUGGUUGGCCUUGGUAACAGAAAAAGAUAAGAACCUUUGCAAACAAAUUGAAGAGGAGAAUGAACAGGCUAAGAGAAAUCAAAUCAAGCAACUUCAUCAGGUUCUUGAAUCUCUUGGAACAUUUAACUUCAACAAACCAAAUGAAGCCAUUUUAAAGCGAAAUCUGGCAAAGAUGUACCAUCAAAUUGGCAAAUACUGCAGCAGGAAUAAGAUAGAUGUAACCAUGAAAGACAGCAGUAAUACUAGCACCUCCACCCCACCCCCUCCAAUACUGAUACCCCCUCCUCCUCCACCACCACCUCUGACCCCCCUUACAAGUAUCAAUGCUACACCACAAAAUGAUACUAAAAACCUUUCAAGGAAGAGAGGUGCCUUGACUGCAAGAAAUAUCUCAACAACCCCAUGUGAUCAAAGAAAUGAAGAACUUCUUAAAAAGAUAAGGGGUGGCUGUAGAUCAGAGCUACGACGAACAUCAUUUAAGCGUUCCCCUGGCGGUACACCAUUUAAAAGGCAGAGGCGUGUUUCUGAUAGCAAUGCCUCUGAUUUGAUAACUGUGGCUUUGAAGAAAAAAUUUCAAAAUGUAACUUUCCAAAGCCCCAGAGAAAAUGACUCUCCCAGAUCUUUCACAUCCUUCGAGGACUUGCAACAAAAUUAAUGUGUUAUGAAAAAAAAAAUACAAAGUUUUUUUAAUGUGAAAACUGAGAGGAAACAUUUUAUUACAAUCACCAUAUAGGGUUGAUGUGAUGCAUACAAAGAUACUGCACAAAAAUUUGUAUUGAAUCAUCAGUUUAAAUGUUUAGAUAGUUUAUUUUUAAUAAUUUUUAUAAACUUCAUCAUUUGUUUGUUUUUGUGAAUACUUGUGACAUCACCUGCUUCUCAUUCCUCCUGUUCUUGAGAUGGAUGUGUCCUUGUCUAUCCCUUUAACUCCCAUGGGUGACCAAGACAGAAUUUCUCCUUACAAUAUCAAUACAAUAUCAACCGGAUAAGUGAUGAGAAUAAAGAGAAAUAUCAGUAGGGGGAUUAUUAGUUGAUUCAAUGCCAAAUUCUCCAAACUAACAUCAUAUGAAUGAUAUUGCAGACAGAAAGGAGAAUUAAUGAUGAGAUCUUGGGAAUUAAAGGGUUCAAAAUUAAAAGGCAUUUAUUUUUCAGGACUUGAGCAGGAAAUUAACAAAACUGUCAUCUCUUGUGAUCACAAGUUUGAUCCUUUUGUUUUAAUUCUUUCUCUAUGGAUUCUAUCAAUGAACUGGUGGUAGCUUUCAGAAUUUGUUUCCUGUUAGAUACAAAAUGAUAAAAAAUAUAAAUUAAUAUGAUUUAACUAAGGCAACUUCUGCAUUCACUGAUUUCAAGGUGAAACUGAAGUUGUCAAUGUCAAAAGAAAAAAUAAAAUCUGUAGAUUAAAUGGUAGAGCAAAGACAGCCAUUCCUUACUUGAACAGAACAAAGCAAACAAAAUUUAUUGUGGAUUAAAUUAGAGUGAAAAUAUAACAUUACAUACUGCUCUGCCUUUUCAACAUUGUAUUCCUCAAGUUGCUUUCUGUUCAGUUUAUAUUCCUCUGGUAGAAUUGCAUUUCCAGCCUGUGCAAGUAUUCCAAGAGGCAAACUAAAGGUUUAGAAAGUUGAAGAGUAUGAAUUAGAUUUAUUCAGUGCUUUUAUAAAACCAUAGUCAAAGUAAAACAGUACAAUGGAAAGUUAGUACAAACUUAGGUAGUUAAUGAAACCAAUUUUUGAUUCACUUUAGGAAGAUGCAUCCACAACAACUUAAAUAACCCACAGGUUUUGUCAAGGCUAGAAUAAUAAAAUUACUGUUGUAAAUAUUAUUUUCUAAUUGAAUGUAUCGUGUUGAGUUAUACAUACAUACAUACAUUUUAUUACUUGGAUUUGUAUUUACAAGAUUUCAU
Pocillopora verrucosa is the source of this 2133-nucleotide messenger RNA. The record is from RefSeq and is a predicted model, not a curated record. Lineage: Eukaryota; Metazoa; Cnidaria; Anthozoa; Scleractinia; Pocilloporidae.